Messenger RNA from Anguilla anguilla (European eel), 1693 nucleotides. RefSeq names its product cytosolic thiouridylase subunit 1 homolog (S. pombe) (gene ctu1). NCBI's taxonomy places the organism in Eukaryota, Metazoa, Chordata, Actinopteri, Anguilliformes, Anguillidae. The record is from RefSeq and is a predicted model, not a curated record. Gene Ontology annotation, biological process: tRNA wobble position uridine thiolation. Gene Ontology annotation, cellular component: mitochondrion; cytosolic tRNA wobble base thiouridylase complex. Gene Ontology annotation, molecular function: tRNA binding. Bases 171 to 1202 code for a protein of 343 amino acids. The transcript has 3 exons.
UAUCUUCCGGUUGCAUCGACACAGGAAGAACAAUUCUUGUGCAUGUUAGCAAAGCAAGCAUGUCUAUGUCAAGUUGUAGUUUUGGAAGUGGUUGUAGAAUUUUGGUGCCUAAUGAAGAGGCGUGAAUGAUCUAACUGUUCGUGUAGACAGUGAAGGAGGUAGCCGUCGCUAUGCCUGUCCUCUGUAGUAGCUGUGAGAAGAAACGUGCUGUGCUAAAACGGCCGAAAACGGGCCAUUCGCUCUGCAAGGAGUGCUUCUUCUGGGCCUUUGAAGAAGAGGUGCACCAGACCAUAAUCUCCGCUCGACUUUUCAACCCCGGGGAAACGGUGGGAAUUGGAGCGUCGGGUGGGAAGGACUCUACUGUGCUGGCCCAUGUGCUGAAGGUGCUCAAUGAGCGCUACAACUAUGGCUUGAAGCUCCUGUUGCUUUCAGUGGACGAGGGCAUCACGGGUUACCGUGACGACUCCCUGGAGACUGUGAAGAGGAACGAGCAGCAGUAUGCGUUGCCACUGACGAUUGUAUCCUAUGAGGAGCUGUAUGGUUGGACCAUGGAUGCCAUCGUUAAGCAGGUGGGCCUGAAGAACAACUGCACCUUCUGUGGGGUGUUCCGAAGGCAAGCGCUGGACAGAGGGGCCAUGAUGUUAAACGUGGACAAGAUCUGCACAGGUCACAACGCGGACGACGUGGCGGAGACGGUGCUGAUGAACGUCCUCCGCGGCGACAUCGCCCGGCUGCGGCGGUGCACGGCCAUCAGCACGGCCAGCGAGGGCGAGGGGGUGGUGCCGCGCUGCAAGCCCCUCAAGUACGCCUACGAGAAGGAGAUCGUGCUCUACGCCUACUUCAACAAGCUGGACUACUUCUCCACCGAGUGCGUCUACUCGCCCAACGCCUACCGCGGCCACGCCCGGACCUUCCUCAAGGACCUGGAGUCCGUGCGGCCCAGCGCCAUCAUGGACGUCAUCCACUCCGGGGAGAACCUGUCGGUGCGGGAGGGGGUGCGCAUGCCCGUGCAGGGGACCUGCUCCCGCUGCGGCUACAUCUCCAGCCAGGCGCUCUGCAAGGCCUGCGUGCUCCUGGAGGGGCUCAACCGCGGCCUCCCCCGGCUGGGCAUCGGCAAGCACCACCGGCUGCACGGCAAAAUCCUGGCAAAAGAGCCGCUCACCCAGGAGGAGGAGCGCAAGCUGAAGGCCGUGGACUUCUGAUCGCGUUCUGGCCGGCGGGACUGAAGCGUGUCGCACAUUGCAACUGUGACUUAAAGAGCAUGUCUCUCAAAACCCUGGUUUUUACAUAAACCACCAGUCACCCAGUGAAGUCUACAGAUAGGGAAGUCUAAAUGCCUGUGCGACAUUCAGAUAUGUUAAUUAUGUGGUUAUAAGUUCAUGAAAAUGUGUGACAUGGUCAGAUUGCUGAGACCUGCUCUUUAGGCAUUUGUGAGAACUUGUACUGUUGAAAUAAAAAGUAUGCAUUCAGAUCUUACUUGCCUGUUGUGUUUUGGCAGUUUGACAUGGCUGACGGUCCUUUACUAAAGUGGUGGGAUUUGGGGAAAAUGAGACUACCUAGUUUGUAGCUCAAUAUGCUAUCUUUUCCAAGUUGUACAUAAGUUUGUUUUAAGUUGUAUUGCCUGUCUUAUCAGGUCUUUUAUUAUGCAAAAUUGAUGCUGCAAAAAUAAAAAAGCAAAACCGUAUGUAUUUAA